This is a messenger RNA of Hemicordylus capensis (graceful crag lizard), 2586 nucleotides long. RefSeq names its product transmembrane channel like 8 (gene TMC8). The transcript is spliced from 16 exons. The record is from RefSeq and is a predicted model, not a curated record. The coding region runs from base 167 to 2158 and encodes 663 amino acids. Gene Ontology annotation, molecular function: mechanosensitive monoatomic ion channel activity. Gene Ontology annotation, cellular component: plasma membrane. NCBI's taxonomy places the organism in Eukaryota, Metazoa, Chordata, Lepidosauria, Squamata, Cordylidae.
GCAUCAAGAACGGCCACUUCCCUGCUGCACCAGACUUAGUAAAACUAACAGCACUCUUGCAUUGGGCUUGUUGCCUUGAUGCCAGGGUCCAAGCCAAUCUGGCAGAGAUUACUUCAGUCUUGAUAGCAAUCACAACUCAUCUUGCCUAUGAAAGGGUUUUGAAGUGAUGGAGGAUACUCAGGAUCUACGACACAGGUGUACCCACCAUGGUUAUGUGUCUACCUACCCAGACUCUAACAAUGAGCAAUCUUUUGAAGGGCUGAGUCACCAAGAGUUGCUGCUCAGGGCCAUGCCCUACACCAUGCAGGAGAAACGCCAUCUCAGUAGGCAUCUACAAGCAUCUGCAGGAGGAGAUGUGUCCAGCUGGGUAGCAUGGAAGCAAAGACAAUACAGAACUCAGAGGCAGUUUCGAGAAGGCAUCUGGAACCUUACCAGGAUCUUCCAGCUAUGGAAGUCUCCUCUGGAUGAAAUUGGGGGUAACUUUGGCCCAGGCAUCAAGUCCUAUUUCACCUUCUUGAAGUUCCUGCUCUUCAUCAACUUCCUGGCUGUGCUGUUGGUCACAAGCUUAAUCUUGUUGCCAGUUACCAUCUUCUAUAAUGCAACCAUCUUGCCAAAGGGUCUGGGUACAGAUUCUGAAUGCAGGAACUACAGUAGUGACAUCAGUCAUCGAUCUUCCUGGCAACAUUUCCAGGACAUCUUCACUGGGGAAGGCUUCCUGGAGCAUUCCUACUUGUUUUACGGUGCUUAUAAUGUGCAGCAGGAUAGCAACAACCAGUACAAUGUACACUUAGUCUACCUGCUUAGCAUCCUCGGAUACCUCUUUGCCUGCUUCCUCUGGAUCUUCCGCCGGAUUGCGGUCAGCUUGGCACAGUGGAAGGUGCUACGAUGGGAAUUCAAGAUGCCAGUCAGUACGAAGAUCUUCACAGAAUGGGAUUUCUGCAUCCAAAAUCCCGAGGCAGCCAUCCUGAAACAGAAGAGUAUUUACAAUGAGCUGAAGAUCGACCUAUUGGAGCAGAACCAGCGUUUGCAGCACCAACAACGAACAUGGAAACAGCUAGCUCAACUCUACCUGCGGCGCCUAGUGAUCAAUGUUGUCAUCUUGCUACUGAUGGCUGCUGCUUUCUACUUCAUCCAUUUGGCCACAGACAUAUCCCAACGUUACAGUCAGUUGGAUGCUGCCAGCUUUGGUGUAGUGAACCAAUACCUGCCACCCUUGGCCAUCUCCACAGUGAACGUCUUCCUACCUCUUCUUUUCCAUGUCCUAGCCCAACUGGAGGACUACUCUCUCAACUACAAAGUCAACCUCACCCUAGUCAGGUGUGUAAUCCUGAAACUGUCCAGCCUGGGAAUGUUCCUGUUCUUCUUGGGCUCCAAGGUUCUAUGCAUAGGGAGCAAUAGCACUUUCCAGUGCCAGUCAUGUGGUUACAACAAAUUAUAUCAGUGCUGGGAAACCCACAUUGGUCAGGAAAUGUACAAGCUGAUUAUCUUCAGCUUUGUGACCACCUUGGCAUCUGCCUUCCUUAUCAGCCUGCUCCGGAGGUUGCUGGCCAAGCAUUGCUCCUGUGCACUGGCUCAAUGGCUUGGCAAAGAGGAGUUUCUGGUGCCGCACAAUGUGCUGGAUAUUGUAGCAGCUCAAACAGUCAUAUGGGUUGGGAUCUUCUUCUGCCCACUCCUGCCUUUGCUCGGUGGUGUCUUAAUCUUCCUUACAUUCUACAUGAAAAAGUAUACCCUGUUCCAGAACUGUCAGCCUUCAACUCAGCUGUUUCGAGCAUCCCAGUCUAAAUUCUUCUUCCAAAUCAUGCUACUUCUAGGCCUGUUCCUGGCCUGCACCCCUCUGGUUUAUAUUGUCAGUAGGUCCACCCCAUCCCAGGCCUGUGGGCUUUUUACUAACAGUUCAACUCCAUGGCAGGUGGUGCCUGACACUGUGUCCCAUCUGCCUCGCUCAGCACAGCUUUUCUUGGGCUAUGCCACGUCCAAUGUCUUUUGUUUCUCACUUCUGAUGCUGUUCAGCCUCAUCCUCACUGUGUACAUUUCUCAGGCACAAGCAAAUAGAAAAGUAAUCGAAAGGCUCAAGAAGCAACAUGUGCUGUGCGUCCAGGAGAAAUUGUGCUUGGUAAGGAAGCUGGCUCGGCUGCUGGUGGAAUUACCAUCUGAUUGAGGGGAAAGAUCUUCUGAAGGAAGGAAACUUGGAGAGGUUGAGCCAUAUGGAGAAAAGACUACAGGAAAACAUGUCUCACUUCUAGGAGAGCAUAAAGCAUAGAGUGGCAGAGCAUGUUUGAACUAAUAACAGAAGAAGUCAGAGAAAACCCUGGUCCCAUACACAGGAAGGCCUUGUUGUUUGGAGUACAAACUGGCUCCUGGAUCUACUCUGACACACUCUCUGUCUAUAUCGUACAGUACUAGGUAUGCUGGUAUGUACUGAAUGUGUACCUAAUACAGGACCUUCCCUUUUGGCUGCUGUACCUCUUUGGCUGGUCUCAUGUUAGAACAAGAUCUUGCAGGCCCAGUACCGUGUCCUGAAAAUGAUGUUUUUGGAGAAGAGCAAGAUGUAUGGCAAUAAAGAUAUAAAUACUUGUGCUUUCAAAA